This is a messenger RNA of Halichondria panicea, 3087 nucleotides long. Its product is annotated as NACHT, LRR and PYD domains-containing protein 12-like. The record is from RefSeq and is a predicted model, not a curated record. Lineage: Eukaryota; Metazoa; Porifera; Demospongiae; Suberitida; Halichondriidae. The transcript has 2 exons. Gene Ontology annotation, molecular function: protein binding. Bases 575 to 2950 code for a protein of 791 amino acids. Gene Ontology annotation, cellular component: cytoplasm.
UUGCAAGUCAUGCAAAACAACAACACACCCAAUAUAUUUCAGAGACAGCUAGCUGCAAGGCACAGAUUUAUUUGCUGGAAUGGCCACUAAAGAGCAGAACCAAGAGCUCACAAUUGACGAUCUGAAGACAGAAAUGAAACUAACUGAUGAGCAGCUCAAUACAGCAAUACAGGAACCAGAUCUACCCGAGUUAGCAGCAUGUUUCGACAAUGUUCACAAAGGCUAUCUUGAAAAACUGGAGCUCUCACCUGGAGAGCAAACUGACGUGAAGACUAGAGCAUAUGUAGAUGGCACUCUGGCAGGAAUGUUGCUGGCUUUGAAAUUCUGGAUUCUGACCAACGAACUAGACGCCACUUUCCAAGCUCUGCUACUCAUUAUACUCUCCCUGCUCAAAGAAGACGUUGCUGUUCGAGUGUGCAAGUACUUGUCUGACAAAUGUGAGUCUGUCAUGUGAGAGUGUGGUUAGUGUGGUCAUUGUGAUACCAUAUGUUGUGGGAGUGAUUGUAACCAAAUAAGGAACUGUCCACUUAAUUGCUAUUGUUGCACAUACCAUUGUGUAUUAAGAUCACCAGGAAUGGUACUCACCUAUUGUUUUGUUUCCCCAGACUCCACCACCUCGUGUCCUCCCUCCCGAGAGAGGGUCCUGCUGAACCACAAGCUGUCCUCGUACAGGGACUACCUACAAAGUCGCUACAGAAUGCAAGUAUCCACAUCAGCCACACAAUGGCCUCCCGUCCCAACAAAGACAAUUUUCAAACUAGCCAUGAUUCAGAAGGAGGAAAUACAGAGAGGAAGAAUCGACGAUGAAUUUGUUAGGCUAACAAUUACGGGGAAAAUUGACGAUAUUUUACUUCAAAAAACUCCGGUUAACUUAACUAACAUUUUCCCUGAGAUUGAGGAUACACGAAACUUUGUGUUGAUUGAAGGAGCUCCCGGCUCUGGCAAGAGCACCCUUGCUCUACACAUCUGUCAGGAGUGGGCAAAGGGGAAACUGUUCCAACAGUUCGAUAUUGCAAUCCUGGUGAGACUGAGAGAUCCCCUCGUUAGAGAAGCAAAAACAAUAGAAGAUCUUCUCCCUUGUAGGAAUUCAACACUGGCAUGCCAAAUAGGGGCAACAAUUUCAGGGACUGAUGGCAAAGGUGUACUGUGGGUGCUGGACGGAUGGGACGAACUUCCUUCUGACCUCCCUAGACACUCAAUCAUUAACAAACUAAUUCGACCAGACAUGUCACAAAAAGGAGCCCUACACGAAUCAGCUGUGAUUGUAACAUCUCGACCGUCAUCUUCGGCUGAGCUCCACCCACUAGUCUCGUCCAGGGUGGAAGUGUUGGGGUUCAAUCCACAUGAACUAGAACAGUAUUUCACUGAGUGUCUGAAAGGUGACUCACAAGCUGUGCAGACUCUACUGGAGAGAAUUCGAGAGAACCCAGUGGUAGAAGGUAGCUGCUACCUCCCCCUCAAUGCUUCCAUUGUCGUUAAUUGCUUCCUUUCUGACAACCACUCCCUCCCAACAUCCAACCACGGGAUAUUCACAUCAAUUGUCCAGAGCUCUCUCAAGAGAUACCUCCAGGAGAAGUUGGGGAAGACCACUCCAGUGGGAGACAUCACAUCCCCAGACUCACUGCCCUCGGAAAUCAGUACGCAGACCGUACAAAUGUGUCAACUUGCAUAUCAUGGGAUCGAAAAAAACAAAGCGACAUUUACUGACGGUGAUUUGGCCGCUCUUUGCAUUACGAAGGACAUUUCAAACGUGGGAUUAUUACAAACUGUUCCCAGUAUCAUUAGCGAUGGUCAUUUGGUUUACUACUGCUUUCUCCACCUGUCUAUUCAAGAGCUACUGGCAGCAAUCCACAUCUCUCUCAUGUCUCCCAAGCAACAAAUCUCUGUAUUCCAGAAGCUCUUUGGGAAUCCUCGAUUCAGUGCAGUCUUCCAGUUUUAUGCUGGUAUCACCAAACUGAGUACAAGUAGACCAAUCCUCAGCAAGCUACCUCGAUUCUUGUGUCCAGUUCCAGCCACUGUUUUUGAUCUGGUCAGAAAGGUUGUCAAAACUGAGAAAGAGAAGUAUGGUGAGAAGCCCCUUUUGUUGUCCCUCAUCAAUUGUUUGUACGAAGCUGAAGACUCGCGACUGUGUGUGUUUGUGGCUAAUCUUCUUAAUCACAAUCUAAAUCUUGAUUACACUACAAUGAAUCCUAUCAACUGCCUCUCUGUUGGAUAUUUCGUAUCAGCUUGUUCCAACACCAGUAAUGGAUUCACACUUAGUCUCAGAAGUUGCUCUAUUAGUGACCAAGGCUGCAAAUUUCUGGUCCGAGGACUCUCCAAGUGUCCCAACUCUAAUAAUGAUAUUCCUACAGAAGGGAUACACAUCGCUGAGAUUAUCGAGAACACUAUUUCAAUAUCUGAAUUGGAUUUGUUUAAUAAUGCCAUUGGCAACAGUGGACUUAGCACACUCUGUGAGGCCUUCUCAGCGAACAUAUCAUUAAAGAGCCUGCACCUGACCAAAUGCUCACUAACAAUAUCAGACGACAAUGGAGCUGCCCUCUAUCAACUUCUGAAUACAAACAAUUCCCUCGAAUAUCUUAAUUUGUCAUUUAACACAGUGACUAGCUGUCGUCACAUUGCUGCUGGACUUGCAGUCAAUAAGACUCUGAGAACAUUGCACUUGUAUAACUGUGAACUGACUGAUCAGAGUAUCGAGGAGCUAUCAACUGGACUGAUCAACAAGAUUGAAACACUGUACAUUAGGGGUAAUCACUCAAUAACAGAAGAUGGAAUGAAGACGCUUGCCAGACAUCUAACCACCCACUGCUCUGAACUGACACGAUUGGGGAUACCCUACCACCUAGGAUCCUGUAUCGAGACAGUAUUCAGGGACGUUAACGAAGAGAGGAAGAGAAAUGGACUACCCAAGAUCAAUGUUGAUUAUGUGUAUGAUUAUGUGAGAUUGUUGUGAGAUUAAUUAUUUAUAAUUAUGUAUAUUAAUUGAUUGAUUAUUAUUAAUAAUUAACGUUUAGUUAUAAUUAUAUUAUGAUUAUUGUUGUUAUUAAUUAAUUAAUAAAUGUUAAUUAAUUUGUUGUGUUAUGCAUCUAA